Molecule: messenger RNA, 2115 nt
Organism: Urocitellus parryii (Arctic ground squirrel)
Lineage: Eukaryota; Metazoa; Chordata; Mammalia; Rodentia; Sciuridae
Source: RefSeq, a predicted model, not a curated record
GUCGUGCCUGCGCAUCAGGGCUGGGGCUCUCUCUCUCGGGACCCUUCGCUCUAAGCCCUUUAAGUUCUUGGGCUCACUUUGGGGACAUUAGGGUCCCUUGGUGCCAUUCAGAGGAAGUCCUGAGGAUUCUCGAGUGGGAUCUUCGGGACAUUCGCUGGGAUCUUGGGGGCUUAGCCGAAGUCUCAGCCCUCGGGUUCCAGUUGGGAUCUGAAAGUUUUCAGGAGGGGGAGAAGCGAGCAGAUAUCCAGCUCAACAGCUUCGGGUUCUAUGCCAAUGGCUCCCUGGAAGUGGAUUUGAGGCUCCUACGACUGGACCUCCAAGAGACAGACGAGAAGGCCCCCUUGGUGGGGUUCAGCCUGAGCCGGGUUCGAUCUGGCGGCAUUCGAUCCUACUCAACCCGGGAUUACCAUGACUGUCCUCUACAAAGAAACAGUAGCAGCUUCCUGGUCCUGUUCCUCAUCGACACCAAGGGUCUGCAGUGUGUGCCUGACCCCAGGCUUCAGGCCCCUGCUUCUCACCCCAGGGUCCAGGUACGAAAAUAUGGGGAGCAGAAGAAAUUGUUCAUCUCUCCUGGGCUUCUCCCCGAAGAGACUUCCAAACCAGCGCUUCCAAAGCCAGAGCCCACAGUCACCCCUGAAGUAGACAGUGGAACCUCCACAGUCAACAAAGCCAAGGCAAAACUCGCAGUGUCUCAGGACCCCAAUGGGAAGGACAAGGAGCUGGUGUUGGGCCUGAGCCACCUCAACAACUCCUACAACUUCAGCUUCCACGUGGUGAUCGGCUCCAGGGCAGAGGAAGGCCAGUACAACCUCAAUUUCCACAACUGCUACAACUCCAUGCCCGGCCGGGAGCGUCCAUUUGACAUCACUGUGAUGAUCCGGGAGAAGAACCCCGACGGCUUCCUGUCUGCUGCUGAAAUUCCCCUCUUCAAGCUGUACCUGAUCAUGUCUGCCUGCUUCCUGGCGGCUGGCGUCUUCUGGGUGUCCGUGCUCUGCAGGAACACGUACAAUGUCUUCAAGAUCCACUGGCUCAUGGCGGCCUUGGCGUUCACCAAGAGCAUCUCCCUCCUCUUCCACAGUAUCAACUACUACUUCAUCAACAGCCAGGGCCACCCCAUCGAAGGCCUCGCUGUCGUGCACUACAUCACACACCUGCUGAAGGGAGCGCUCCUGUUCAUCACCAUCGCCCUGAUCGGCUCGGGCUGGGCCUUCAUUAAGUACAUCCUGUCUGACAAGGAGAAGAAGGUGUUUGGGGUGGUGAUCCCCCUGCAGGUCCUGGCCAACGUGGCGUACAUUGUCAUCGAGUCCCGAGAGGAGGGCGCCAGCGACUACGGGCUCUGGAAGGAAAUCCUGUUUCUAGUGGACCUCAUCUGCUGUGGCGCCAUCCUCUUCCCAGUUGUCUGGUCCAUUCGGCAUCUCCAGGACGCGUCUGACACUGACGGGAAGGUGGCAGUGAACCUGGCCAAGCUGAAGCUGUUCCGACAUUACUAUGUCAUGGUCAUCUGUUACGUCUACUUCACUCGCAUCAUUGCCAUUCUCCUGCGGGUGGCAGUGCCCUUCCAGUGGCAGUGGCUGUACCAGCUCUUGGUGGAGGGCUCCACCCUUGCCUUCUUCGUGCUCACGGGCUACAAAUUCCAGCCAGCUGGGGACAACCCGUACCUGCAGCUGCCCCAGGAGGAUGAGGAGGAUGUUCAGAUGGAGCAAGUAAUGACGGAUUCUGGGUUCCGGGAAGGCCUGUCCAAAGUCAACAAAACAGCCAGCAGGCGAGAGUUCUUGUGAAGUCUCUGCACCCCCAGCAGCGGCCUCCUCCCACCUGCUUCUCAGCCUGACACUCCAAAGCCUGUGGGAGCUGGGGGACCUGCAGAUAAGGCACCCUGCUCCAGGGGCUACUGUCCCGAGAGGAGCCCAUCUACAAGUUGGACUGCCCCUUCCUCCCAGCAACUGGUGGGCAGCCCUGUCCUCACCAGGGGACCCCACCCACUUCCAGCUGUACAAUAAGGACCCCUCCGUUUCUGCUAYCCUGGUUUCUUGCCUUUCUGGGGGUUGAGGUCUCGGUGGAAGUUGUGUUUACAACCUGUAUUUGCUUUACACAGUCAAUAAAUAUUAAUUGAGCAAC